GAACACGCUACCUCGUGCCAUCCGCCAUUCUAGUUUCUCCGCCGCUCGGUCACAAACUCGGCCUUAUAGUUCUCGGAAGCCAUGGGACAGAAACGUCGCCGCUUGGCCUUAUCUUGUGUUGCGUGCCGCCGACGCAAAGUUAAAUGCGAUCGCACAUACCCGACAUGUGUCCGCUGCCAGAAAGGUGGUGUUAGUUGCGACUAUGUAUCAUACACCGCAAAGGACGGCUUGCCAACACCCUCCGAUGAAAGCCCACAUCAACAGCGAGAAUCUUCAGUUGCCUCAUGGACCGAAGAGGCUAACGUGUGGUAUCACCGCUCUAAAGAACGGGACAGCAACGUUCGCACACAGGAAGACGUUACUCCCAAUCCUGCCUCGUCGACCCAACGAGGGCCGCCGCAGACAAAGUCAAUACAGGACCUGCACGAACGUAUCCUCGAAUUGGAAACGCAUCUGGUAGCACGAGCCUCACACUCACUUUCUACGGAGAGGUUCAAAGGUCGGCCGAAUCUGCCAAGUCUAUCAAGCGACAAAACCGCUUUGCAAGAUUUUGAACGAUCUCUACUCCGAGGCCAAGGUUUCAAAACGCAGUACAUGGGUCCUAGUCACGGUGCCAGUCUUCUCUUGCAAUUCGAGGAGCUAUCUGGCUUUGUGAAAGACAUUCUGCACAGACUACCUACACUCCAGAGAGCUAGAAGCGACUGGAAGCAAAAAAGACGAGAGAUCAAACCAUCCAUAGUCCUCCCUGAUCACGAAACGUUGUUGUCACUGAUACCGGAUCAAGCGACCACGGACAAACUCGUACAGCUAUACUUCGAAGUCUUGGAGACCACCUUCCGAGUCCUGCAUGCGCCAACAUUCUUCCGCAGCUACAAAGAAUUCUGGGUAGCCUCUCAUGAGUCACCCACAGCUUUUCUCGUUCAACUCCUCCUCGUAUGCGCAGCGGCCAACGCAGUCCUAUCGAAUAAACCGGCGGCCUUUGUUGGUCCGAGCUCGGUCCAGCGGGACACUGCAACCAAAUGGAUCGAGGUCUGCGAGACAUGGCUUGACUUGCAGAGCCAGAAACAUAUGACUCUUGAAGUGUUUCAAGUCCAAGUGCUGAUCACCGUCGCGAAAAAGAUGAAUUGCGUCAAACUCAAACGUGCGUGGACCGUGGCCGGAUACUUACUGAGGCUUGCCAUGGCCAUCGGCCUACAUCGGGAGCCCACGUUCCUCAACAAGAGAAUCUCACCGUUUGACCAAGAAAUGCGCCGCCGCUUGUGGUUCACCAUUCUCGAGCUCGAAAUCCAAGCGAGUCUGGACCGGGGCAUGUGUGCCAGCCUCGGCCCGCUCGACUGGGAUUGUUUGGCGCCCUUGAAUAUUCACGACGAGGAUUUUGACCAGACCACAGACAAGAUGCCCCCUCCUCGGCCCAUGACCGAGUUUACUCGAACAUCUUUCCUUUGUCUAGCGCAGAGGCAUCUCCCUCUGAGGCUAGAGGUCCUCUCCAGGAUCAACAGCGUUAGAACGUGCAUUGACAGCGAUAACGCUCUUGACCUUGAUCAGCGACUCAGACAAUAUCUGGACGAUAUUCCGCACUGGACGGACAGUCUGGCAAAGAUUGCGUCGCAACCUAUGUCUCAAUUACUUCUCCACGAGUUUCUCUUGCAAAUCCAUCAGCCCAUUGUGGCUCAAGGCGAUCUUCAAGCGCGACUCUUCUUCUCGAGGCUCGCUCGACAGGACGCCGCUCUUUCCACCGUCAGGAUCUACACAGAGUUGCGACCAAAUACUGCCGUGAUGCUGACCAAUCUCCGAGACGAUCUCUUCCGAGCCCUCCUCGCAUUAUGUUCCGUCAUGAUCAUAUCGUUGGAGUCAAAAGACCUGAAGCACGACAGAAAUGCAACGCUGACACUCAUCGAGCGUGGAGUGGACAUUAUGGAGAAUCGGAUCCGGUUGCUGGGCCAAGGAUUUCACUCCUACUGGCUGACCAGCAGCGCUCUAGGGCUUCUACACUCAAAAUUAUCACCGGAAAGGCUGCCAGAAGCACUUGCACAAGAGACAGCCGACAGGGUGGCCGGCUUGCAUCGGUACAUGAUGGAAUUGCAAGUAAAUCCCGUGGAUGGCUUAGGUGACGGUGUUGAAGAAGCCGCCAUGAAUACUGCGAACACCUUGGUUGGUAUGAGCGGUCAACUUCCCAAUGUGGCUAUGCCUGAAUUGGAGCAAUUUGCGCCUAUUGGGGCACAAUUCAACGCUUUCUCAGACACUUUGUUUGACUUUGAUAUGACCGAUAUCUGGGGCUUGCCGAAUUAUCAACAGUUUGCGUAAUGACCAAUUUGGGAACGAAAGCGGUGGCGUCUCAUUGCAACUGGAUGAUAGUAUGGGCAGCCACGGCUAUGUGCAAGGCAGUAAAGGUCAGAACACGUGGAAAUGAUGGAAAAGCCAUGUCUUGUCGUGGGUGACGAGAUGACGAGCACAUCCUCUAUCACGUGCUGCGUGUUUUAGAGGCG
Exophiala xenobiotica is the source of this 2486-nucleotide messenger RNA. RefSeq lists its product as uncharacterized. NCBI's taxonomy places the organism in Eukaryota, Fungi, Ascomycota, Eurotiomycetes, Chaetothyriales, Herpotrichiellaceae. The record is from RefSeq and is a predicted model, not a curated record. Gene Ontology annotation, biological process: DNA-templated transcription; regulation of transcription by RNA polymerase II. Gene Ontology annotation, cellular component: nucleus. Gene Ontology annotation, molecular function: DNA-binding transcription activator activity, RNA polymerase II-specific; zinc ion binding; RNA polymerase II cis-regulatory region sequence-specific DNA binding. The transcript has a single exon. Bases 82 to 2304 code for a protein of 740 amino acids.